Molecule: messenger RNA, 1550 nt
Organism: Monascus purpureus
Lineage: Eukaryota; Fungi; Ascomycota; Eurotiomycetes; Eurotiales; Aspergillaceae
Source: the annotation of a GenBank genome assembly
UAGCUGCGGCCUUCGAUCAAACGUUCAUUGUCUUUUCUCUUCUGUUCUCCUUGAACCAGAAGCAUAUUGUCUUUAUACCACAUCAUGUCCAACAAGAGGAUCGAACAAUGGGAAGUUGAGCGGUAUUGGGAGAUAUUCUCGUCGCUUUCGAACGGCAACCCGCACCUAAACAGCUCACAGGCGGCAUCAGUGCUCAGGAACAGCCGGCUUCAAGAUGAACAGCUGGAAAAAGUCUGGGAUCUUGCGGAUGUGGAUGGCGAUGGAGAGCUGGACUUUGAAGAAUUCUGCGUCGCAAUGAGAUUGGUCUUCGAUCUAGUCAAUGGGGAAUUGCGACAAGUUCCACGUGUACUUCCGGACUGGCUUGUCCCUGAGUCCAAGGCCCACCUCGUCCAGGCCUCUCGUGCUCUACACCAUGGACAGGAACAAUUCGAGCGCAUCGAGGACGAAGAUGAUACCCUUGGAUUGAAGGAUGGAUUUGACUGGUACAUGAACCCGUCUGAUAAGGCCAAGUAUGAUGAGAUAUACAAUACCAACAAGAACCAUCGAGGAGAAACGACUUUCGAAUCUCUACAGCCACUCUACGACUCCCUUGACGUCCCAGACACUGACAUCCGUUCUGCAUGGAACCUCGUCAACCCUUCUGCAUCACCCUCUAUCAAUAAAGACGCAACUCUCGCUUUUCUCCACAUCCUCAACUACCGACACGAGGGUUAUCGUAUUCCGCGAACCAUCCCUGCGUCCCUGCGGGCGUCUUUCGAGAAUAAUAAGAUCGACUAUCAAAUCGACCACGCACGCCCCGCGCAAAAAUGGGGAGCAUACGGCGACAUGGAGACUCCAACCGGUCGCAAGGCCAAGUUCGGAGACACAUAUCUGAGCCGUCUGGGAGUUGGCGGAAAGGGAUCUUACCAACCAAAGGGCACGGACUUCAGUGAUACGAUCCAAGAUGAGGAAUGGGAGAAAGUCCGUCUGCGCCGAGAGCUCGCGGAGCUAGAGGCCAAGUUGAAAGCCGCCAAUGAAGCUGCGGAGAACAGGAGAAAUCCCGACCGUCCGCGGAACGACGGCGGACCAAACUGGGCCUUGAUUAAGAAGGAGGCCCUGCAGCUUCUGGAGUACAAGGAGCGUGAACUGCGUGAAUUGAGAGAAGGCUCGGGCAGGUCCAAGGAGGGGCAAGCAUUUGAGAGACUCAGGGACGAUGUGAAGACGGUUGGAGACCAGGUUGAUGGGUUGAAGAGUCACCUUGCUAAACGAAAUGACAUUCUGGCCGAUCUGCGAGAGCAGAUUGAACUGGAAAGGUCCCAUCGCUAGGUCAUCACCUAAUUGUCGUUUAUUUUUCUUCAUUUUUGUAACUCCACUUAUCAGUCCCGCGCUGUCUGUAUUGAUGUUGAUACCUCUUUCCCUCUCAUGGCGGCGGACUAUAUGAUUUACAGCUUUUCUUUCUCUCAUUGUACGGCCAUUCACUGGCGAGGAGCUUUGGGCGCUGAAUGUUGAAUAUUGUUUAUGUUUUAAUAGGGUUUUGUUGGUUCGUGGAGUCAGUACAUAUUGUCUUAUAU